This is a messenger RNA of Sinocyclocheilus anshuiensis, 363 nucleotides long. Its product is annotated as collagen alpha-1(XII) chain-like. Gene Ontology annotation, biological process: extracellular matrix organization. Gene Ontology annotation, molecular function: extracellular matrix structural constituent conferring tensile strength. NCBI's taxonomy places the organism in Eukaryota, Metazoa, Chordata, Actinopteri, Cypriniformes, Cyprinidae. The annotation marks the transcript as partial. The record is from RefSeq and is a predicted model, not a curated record. The transcript is spliced from 6 exons.
CCAGGAAACGUGGGUAUGAGAGGAAGACCGGGCCACAGUGGAGACAGAGGAGAGCCAGGUCUAAGAGGGCCUCCUGGACCAACUGGGAAGCCUGGACCACCAGGUCCCCUUGGUCCAGUAGGAGAAAAGGGACAACCAGGACCCCAGGGCCGUCAAGGAGAUCCCGGGCAUCGGGGAACAGAUGGACCAUGUGGUCCUCCAGGACUUCAGGGGUUCAGUGGUGUCAUUGGAAAACCAGGACCCCGUGGAAGUAAAGGACCCCCAGGGGACCCUGGGCCAAACGGUCCCCCAGGUAUUGCAGGUUCACAGGGGGCAAAUGGACUGGCAGGUAUAGAUGGGGAGAAAGGAGAAAAGGUGAUUGAA